AUGACACCUUCUCCACCACCGUGUCCAGUUUGUGAGGCCCCAUCGAAUGGAUUUCACUUCGGAAUCGAAGUUUGCAGUGCCUGCUCUGCCUUCUUCCGCCGCACCGUCUUCAAAAACCGCAAAUUCCGUUGCUGGGGAGAGCCUAUCAAUUGCUGUAAAGUCGUUUCAAGUGCAAGAACUUCUCCAGAAUUUGUUUAUCCUUACCGUAUACCUAUUUCAGCUGGAUCCGCAUUCUGUAAAAGUUGUCGAUUUGCGAAAUGUCUGAGUGUUGGAAUGCAGAAAGAAAUAGUACAAAAGGGGAGAGAAGGAUACGGAAGAAGAGAGAAAAUGGAAUUGGCAGUUGUUUCUUCUUCUCAAAAUCUCAAUAAUUUCAAAAUCAAUCGUCAAGGUCUUCCGAUUCUGGACACCAUUGUGGAGACCUAUAAGACAUUGGAGAAUGUCAGAAUUUGUGUACAUCGGGGGCCAAACGGAGAAGUAUUUCCGAAAAGAUCACCGAAACCAGUAAACUAUAAGGAGACAAUAGCGGUUUUCCUAAAAGAGUACUAUUUGGUUGGCGACUGGCUGUCCCAUUGCUUUCCCGAGUUCGCGGCAUUCCCGGUAGAUCAGAAGGACCUUCUGCACCGUAGCUUUUAUCUGCAAUUCGUCGUCCUCGAGGGUGGAUUCUUCUCCUGUAACCACAAAAGAAGUGACAUUCGAUACCUUCCAUCCGGUGACUACAUAGAUUGUGUGAAUCCUGAGACGUAUUACUACGAUCCUGAUGGAUUACAACCAAUGACUCCAGAUGAGGCAGUGACAAUGUUCGCGUCUUCAUUCCAAAGCUACCGGCGGAACGUGACACAUCCAAUGUUGCGAGAGAACGCGGAUCGAUUUGAGUUUCUGGCGCUAACUGGGUUAGCCUUGUUUGAUGCGGAUCUAGAGAAUAUAUCAGAAGAUACUGCGAGUGUCUGUCGGAAAGUCAGACAGAGGAUUCAGAAGGAGAUGCUCAAAUAUUAUAUUUCUACAAUGACUCCUGAAGACGCAUCAUUGAGAUUGGGAAAUUUGAUUUCGAUAAUUCCGAGUUUACAUAGAGCCACUCGCCGAUUCUUGGAAGAUAUCGAGUUGAGUCAUGUGCUCAAAGCGUAUGCAGUCGAUGAGAAGUUCUAUGACAAUUGCUUGCCGAAAUUUGGACAUCUUUGA
Caenorhabditis remanei is the source of this 1176-nucleotide messenger RNA. RefSeq lists its product as uncharacterized. Bases 1 to 1176 code for a protein of 391 amino acids. Gene Ontology annotation, biological process: regulation of transcription by RNA polymerase II. Gene Ontology annotation, molecular function: sequence-specific DNA binding; DNA-binding transcription factor activity; zinc ion binding. NCBI's taxonomy places the organism in Eukaryota, Metazoa, Nematoda, Chromadorea, Rhabditida, Rhabditidae. Gene Ontology annotation, cellular component: nucleus. The transcript is spliced from 6 exons. The record is from RefSeq and is a predicted model, not a curated record.